Messenger RNA from Frankliniella occidentalis (western flower thrips), 495 nucleotides. RefSeq lists its product as uncharacterized. The transcript has a single exon. The coding region runs from base 1 to 495 and encodes 164 amino acids. The record is from RefSeq and is a predicted model, not a curated record. Lineage: Eukaryota; Metazoa; Arthropoda; Insecta; Thysanoptera; Thripidae.
AUGUCAGAGAGUGAGGCCCCAGCAGCACCAGACAACGAGGCCACAGGAGUGUCCGAGAGUGAGGCCAUCAGGACAUCUGUCAGCGAGGCCACUGGGAUGUCCGACAGUGAGGCUAACAGCUUCACGAGCGGCGCGUCCAGCACCGACAGCGACCCUGAGGAGGACCUGCAUGAGGACUCCGACCAGAGAGCUUUCCCCGAGCUCCGCAAUCUACCGGCUCAGAAUCAACGACGGAGGGGAGGAGGACGAGGACGAGGCCGAGGACGUCCACGCGGUCGAGGCAGAGGACGACGCCAGCUGGGUCGGCAGCCCAGACAGCCGCAGUUGGAGGAACCAAUGGACACAGACGACGGACUCGGAGAGCCAGGACGACGAGAUCAUGUGCCCGUCCGAUUCCGAGACGCCGAAGGAGCUCCGGGGCAGGAAGCUGCUCAAAACCAGGGGGUUCUUCAGGGGGAACAGGAGGAUCAUGUAGGCGAUCAACGCAGAGGUUAG